Messenger RNA from Thecamonas trahens ATCC 50062, 1633 nucleotides. RefSeq lists its product as uncharacterized. Bases 317 to 1339 code for a protein of 340 amino acids. The record is from RefSeq and is a predicted model, not a curated record. Lineage: Eukaryota; Apusomonadida; Apusomonadidae. Gene Ontology annotation, cellular component: plasma membrane. The transcript is spliced from 2 exons.
GGCGACGUGAUCGGCCCUCCCAUCACAUCAUGCAUCUCACUCGGCUCAGCUGGGCCUAGCGGUGGUGCAGCGAAUACGUCAAAGUGUGAGAGAGCGAGCGGGUGGUAUGGUUCACGAAUAGCCCACACACUCCGACAAAUCGCCGUCUCCGCCAAUUACCUUCCACACAACACGUGUCGUCAACUGUCCGCACGCGUCAAGCUAUCGUCAUCGAUCGGGAACGCAAGGAAAUUGGCUGACGCAGACAAAGCUCCUCGCGCACUCAGUGCUACUGAACCCCGUACAUCUCUCUCUGCAUCACCUUGCUCCCGCAGUUAUGCUCGGAAGCCGCAGCAGGUUGCUCUACGCGGCGUCGACCGUUGUCCAACUCUGCUUCUCCUUCGCCUUCUCGCGACUUGCGGGCCGCGCCAACAAUGCCGUCCGCUGUCGGCUCGCCACCCUCUCGGCCAUGGCGACGUCUAUUGCCGCCCUCGCCGCUCUCCUCCAAGCCGGGGACAUCGGUAUUAUCGCAGUCCAUGGGCGUCCGGUUGCCUGGUCUCGCUACGCCGACUAUGCGCUUGCUACCCCAUUGCUCCUCCAUCAGCUCCAGCUUCUGGUAGACAUGGGCAGCGACGACUGCGCACGUGGCAUGCUCUUCCAGGUCCUUAUCAUUUGCGCCGGAAUGGCCGGGGCAAUGAUCGAUGACCUUCCGGUCUCGCUGGCCACCGCUGGCUUUGGCGUUGUUCUCUUUCUCGCCAACGCCGUGUCGCUGCGGUCAGCGUUUACCCGGCUCGAGACCAAGGCCCGAGUGCGGACCUUUGUGGGCCGCUUUGUGACGGCGACUCUGUGCAUCUGGAUGCUCUACCCGAUGUGGUGGCUUGUUGUCCGACUCGAGCUCAUCGCUGACGAGACGUCGGCGGUGUUCAACCUUGCGUUCGACGCGCUGUGCAAGGGCGGCUUUGGUCUCGUCCUCUGGGCCUUUGCCCACCGCAACCGGGACGCCAUCGACCAUCUCUCCACCGUAAUCUCGCAGCCGACGCUGGAUACUACGUCGCUCAUCGAGCUUCAUAGCGGGGCGAAGGCGCCUGCCGAUAACGGUGCGUCUGUCGGGCUGACUGUCGACGUCGGCUUGCGGACGAUGUCAGAGUCGUCGUCGUCGUCGUCGUCAUCAUCGUCAUCAUCGUCGUUGCUCAUUUCGCAAUCUGACUCUGAUGAUGAUGCGACCGGAAAGGUAGUUACGGCCAAGCGAGUCUUGCGUCGGAAACGCCGAGAGAAGAACAGGUCACGGGCGAUGUCGCGGACGUCAGCGCGUGUGGCGCCGGCGCGGUCGCCAUCGCUGCCGCACAUCAUGGGCGUUUAAUAGCCGCGAGUAGCCUCAUGCCCUCGGACGAGCGGCGCGGGCACAGCCGACCACACGCCCGGCCCAGAGGGCAGCAGAGAUCGGCGUCUGAGCCUCGAGCUCGAUCAGAUCAACACGCGCCGGGUUCUCCGGGGCGGUGGCAAGAAUGUGGAGGCUGGUACCGGAAGCCUCGGCGCGAACUAUGCGGUCGAGCGGGAGCUCCCAGUUCGGCGAGUCGUCUUCGAUCGGCGCGGAGGCAGUAGCUUGGCUGCCAUCACCAGCCUGAUUGCAAGGAUAAAGCUGCAGAGCAUUCGG